Molecule: messenger RNA, 711 nt
Organism: Protopolystoma xenopodis
Lineage: Eukaryota; Metazoa; Platyhelminthes; Monogenea; Polystomatidea; Polystomatidae
Source: the annotation of a GenBank genome assembly
AUGUGUCUGACUCGAGGCCAGUCUAGCACUGUGCUCACCCGUCCAAUCCCCACACACACACACAUAAACAUACAGACAGACAGACAAGCAGACACAUACACACACAGGCAGACAGAGGUGCAAGAGGACAUAAACCAACGGUACCCAAGACUCGACUUGGUGCUCGAGUCGCCUCGGAUCCGGCGGGUUCGGCAGUCGUCUUCGGCUGAUCCGGUUCGGCUCGAUGAACAGUCAGAUCCGAGGCUAUCGGACGACCCGAAAGUGACCACCUCGACUGGACAGGAGCGCAAUCAGCGCUGGAGGAGUGAGGAGACGCGACUCGACUCGACUCGACUCGAUUCGAGGUCCGUCGAAUUUGCUGUCUCCAGGGCCGGGAUGCGGCACCGCCCCCGAGACGAGGCCGACUGGCCUCGUCUCCUCUUUGUGCCGCUUCUCCUGCUCAUCGCUGUCGGUCCGAGGGGUUGCCGUCUCCAGGCACCGGCGAACCACGACCAGACCGGUCGACUCGUCCGCUAUGAUGCGCUCUACCAGGGCGGACAAGCCGGCACUCGGACGGCCGAGUUCAACACGCAUCUGCUCACGAACCCAGGCCUUGGAGACGGUAUGCCGCAUGGCCUUAAGCGUGUCCUGAAGCCCCCGAAACCGGGCAAGCCGGGUCUGAGUCCGAGUCCGGGUCCGGGUCCGGGAUCGGCGCCACUUCUGCCCAGCAUG